Brugia malayi is the source of this 495-nucleotide messenger RNA. RefSeq lists its product as uncharacterized. The coding region runs from base 1 to 495 and encodes 164 amino acids. NCBI's taxonomy places the organism in Eukaryota, Metazoa, Nematoda, Chromadorea, Rhabditida, Onchocercidae. The transcript is spliced from 2 exons. The record is from RefSeq and is a predicted model, not a curated record.
AUGUCUGCAACUGUAGUACUAAGCGCACGACUGGCAGAAGAAAAAUUGGAAGCUUUUCUCAAAGAAGUCCAAGAAAUGGAUCUUACGCUUUUGGAGCAAAUGUUAACCGAGCAAAUGUUAACCUGUCAACAAGAUUCAUUGAAAAAAAAAAUAAUGCGUCUCAAGUUGCAUAUUGACACAUUUGAGACUAACUGGAUCCAAUACAUACAGGGAGGUGCCUUAUUGGCUGUUAGAGGUUAUGAUAUAACCUCAGAAAAUUACGAUGUGAUACGAAAAGUCCUUAUUGAAAAAUUUGGGCAAUCACAUAUCAUUAAAAAGUCGCUCUACAAUGAGUCAUAUUCCGUCAAGAAGAAUGAUCGACAAUGGAAGAUAACAGUUGAAGCUACUGAAAGAAUACUUCGACAACUUGAAGCAAUGGAUGAAAAUCUCGAACAAUCCAGUACUGGAAUUACUACUGAAAAUAAACUGCUUGCCUGGUUUCUGGACAGAGUGUAA